Molecule: messenger RNA, 2021 nt
Organism: Musa acuminata subsp. malaccensis (wild Malaysian banana)
Lineage: Eukaryota; Viridiplantae; Streptophyta; Magnoliopsida; Zingiberales; Musaceae
Product: monoterpene synthase 8, chloroplastic
Biological process (GO): diterpenoid biosynthetic process
Molecular function (GO): magnesium ion binding; terpene synthase activity
Source: RefSeq, a predicted model, not a curated record
ACAAAGCCCAUAAGAUUCUCCGUCUUCUGCUCAGUGUUGUCCACCGAGCCAAAUGGCUUUCUGCGCUUCUGCUCCGUCCUUCUGCAGUCUCAUCGGUGCCCAUCGGUGGACGUCGCCGUCCAAGGCUUCACCACGUCAAUGCUUCCGACCACAUAUCCGGUGUGCUGCGCAGAUUCCUCCUCGGCGAUCGGCUAAUUACCAGCCAAGUUUGUGGAGUGACGAAUACAUCCAAUCGCUAAGAAAUGACACCAAGGUGGAGGAGGAUAACUCAACAAGGAUGGGAAAACUGACAGAGGACGUGAAACAACUGAUCUACAUGAAGAAGGAAAUUGAGGAGCAGCUUCAACUGAUCGAUCACCUGCAGCAGCUUGGGGUGGCGUAUCACUUUAAGGAGGAUAUUAAGGAUGCUUUAGGGACUAUAUACGGUUCCGUGGAAAAGGUGAACAUGUUGCUGAAGGAUAAUCUUCAUGCCACGGCUCUUAUGUUCAGGCUUCUCAGAGAACAUGGGUUUGCUGUUUCUGAAGGUGUAUUCUACCGAUUUAUGGAUGAGAAGGGAAACUUGAAAGUCAGCCUUCGCCACCAGACUGAAGGAUUGGUGAGCUUGUACGAGGCUUCCCAUCUUGCAAAGGAAGGAGAGCACGUGCUGGAAGAAGCUACGAACUUCACAACUAAACAACUCAAGAGCCUCAUGGAGGGAUCACUUGAGCCUCAUCUCAGGGAGCACGUAGCCCAUGCCUUGGAGCUUCCAUUGAACUGCAGGAUGCCGAGGUUACAGACCAGGUGGUUCAUAGAAGCAUCACAAAGGGAAGCGAAGAUGAACCCUGUCCUACUUGAAUUGGCUAAGUUGGACUUCAACAGGGUUCAGAUCAUAUAUCAGAGGGAACUCAGAGAAGUGUCGAGGUGGUGGAACAAUCUUGGCCUGGCGCAGAGGCUUCCAUUUUCAAGGGACAGGUUGGUGGAGAACUAUUUCUGGACUGUUGGCUGGGUUUUUGAGCCACAGUUUGGUAGAUGCAGGGAGUUGCACACGAAGGCAAACUGCUUUAUAGUAACAUUAGAUGAUGUGUAUGAUAUUUACGGCACCAUGGAUGAGCUCGAGCUCUUCACGGAUGCUGUCGAUAGAUGGGAUGUUAAUGCAAUGGACAAACUUCCAGAGUAUAUGAGGAUAUGUUUUCUAGCCCUCUUCAACACUACAAAUGACAUCGCAUACAAUGUUCAGAAAGAGAAGGGACUGGACAUAAUUCCACACCUAAAAAAAGCAUGGGCAGAUCUAUUGAAGACAUUCACGGUGGAAGCGAGGUGGUACCACCAAGGCUACACACCCAAUCUUGGAGAGUACUUGGAGAACGCACUGGUAUCGGUAUCAGUUCCCCUAAUACUGACUCUUGCUUAUUGCACCAGUGACGAUUUAACUCAGGAGGCCUUGGAUGAUUUCCAAAGCUGCCCUGAGUUUGCAAGAUGGCCGUCCAUGAUUUUUCGACUUUGUGAUGAUUUGGGUACUUCCACGGACGAGCUUGAAAGAGGCGAUGUAUCCAAAUCUAUCCAGUGCUACAUGCAUGAAACCGGUGUAUCGGAGGACGCGGCUCGUAGGCAUAUCAGGGGAUUAAUCAAGGGGAAUUGGAGAGCAAUAAACGGAGAUCGAAGUUUCACUUCGCGUUUUGAGGAAAACCUGAAAAUGAUGGCCAUCAAUAUCCCUCGAAUGGCCCAAUGCAUGUACCAGUACGGAGACGGACUCGGUAAACCCGGCCAAGUAACGAACGACCGCAUCAGGUCUUUAUUAAUUGAACCUAUACCGCUGUAACAAUUUAAUUAUGGAUAAUAUAGAGAAACUGUACUCGAAAUUAGUCUCGUCAUGAAUUGUUCGAGUCUUCGAUUAGGUUUCUUUGGGUGUGAUAAGUCAAUUGAUGGUGUGAUUCUAGUGUGUCGGUUGUCAUAAUUGUUCUGUAUCGUCGCUUUAUAUUAGAAAAACUGUGUUUUAUGAAACUUCAAAGAAAAAAAAAAGCAUAAAUGAUAUUUUAUUUUAU